Messenger RNA from Eublepharis macularius, 1290 nucleotides. RefSeq names its product arginine vasopressin receptor 1A (gene AVPR1A). NCBI's taxonomy places the organism in Eukaryota, Metazoa, Chordata, Lepidosauria, Squamata, Eublepharidae. Bases 1 to 1290 code for a protein of 429 amino acids. Gene Ontology annotation, molecular function: vasopressin receptor activity; peptide binding. Gene Ontology annotation, biological process: G protein-coupled receptor signaling pathway; positive regulation of vasoconstriction; regulation of systemic arterial blood pressure by vasopressin. The record is from RefSeq and is a predicted model, not a curated record. Gene Ontology annotation, cellular component: membrane. The transcript is spliced from 2 exons.
AUGCGCGUCGGGGACAGUCCCGGCGGCUCUCCGUGGCCAGCCCCGUCGCCGACUUGGAACCAGAGCCGGGGGUGCUUCGGGGAGGCGGAAGGCGCCGGCGAAGCCCGCGCGGAGGAGCUGCCGCCGUCCGGCAGCGGCGCCAACGACAGCAGCAACUUCUACGGGCGGGACGAAGAGCUGGCCAAGCUGGAGAUUGCCGUGCUGGCCUUGACGUUCGCCUUGGCCGUGCUGGGCAACUGCCUGGUGCUGCUGGCGCUCCACCGGACUCCGCGCAAGAAGGCGUCGCGCAUGCACCUCUUCAUCCGGCACCUCAGCCUGGCCGACCUGGCGGUGGCCUUCUUCCAGAUCCUGCCACAGCUCUGCUGGGACGUGACGUACCGCUUCCACGGGCCAGACGGGCUGUGCCGCGUGGUGAAGCACCUGCAGGUCUUCGGCAUGUUCGCCUCGGCGUACAUGCUGGUGGUCAUGACGGCCGACCGCUACAUCGCCGUGUGCCACCCGCUCAAGACGCUCCAGCAGCCGGCCCGGCGCUCGCGCUGCAUGAUCGCGGCCGCCUGGGCGCUCAGCUUCCUGCUCAGCCUACCGCAGUACUUCAUCUUCUCGCUCAGCGAGGUGGAGCGCGGCUCGCAGGUCUACGACUGCUGGGCGCACUUCAUCAUGCCCUGGGGGGCCCGCGCCUACAUCACCUGGAUCACCGGCGGCAUCUUCGUGGCGCCCGUCGUCAUCCUGGCCACCUGCUACGGCUUCAUCUGCUUCCACAUCUGGAGCAACGUCCGCGACAAGACCCGGAGGCAGAGGCCGGAGGUGGCUGCGCCCCGAGGGGGCGUCCUCCGCAAGGGACUGCACCACACGCCCUGUGUCAGCAGCGUCAAGAACAUCUCCCGCGCCAAGAUCCGCACCGUCAAGAUGACCUUCGUCAUCGUUUCGGCUUACAUCGUUUGCUGGGCGCCCUUCUUCACUGUUCAGAUGUGGUCCGUCUGGGACAGGCACUCCUCCUGGAUCGAGUCUGAGGACAUUGUAGUUACAGUCACUGCCCUUUUAGCCAGCUUGAACAGUUGUUGCAAUCCAUGGAUCUACAUGUUCUUUAGUGGGCACCUUCUGCAAGAUUUCAUUCAGAGCUUUCCGUGCUGUCAGAAACUGAAACAGACACUGAAUAAAGAAGAUUCUGAGAGCAUCAGCAGGCGACAGACUUCUUUCACCAAUAACAGAAGCCCAACAAACAGUUUGGACACAUGGAGAGAAUCUCCAAAUUUAUCCAAGUCUACAAAGUUCAUCCCUAUUUCUUCCUGA